CGGGAGGCGGCGGGCGGGGCUGCGGUUCCCGGCACGCCCUGAAAGGAGGCGGCGUGUGGGCCGCGGGCCCGUAGUCAGCAGAGUGCCCGGUCCGGCAGCGAUGGACGCUAUGCGGCUCUGCGCGCUCUGGCUGCCCGGCCUGACCCUCAUCCGCCCGGGGUCGGGAACGGGCCCCGGAGACCCGACUGUGCCGGCAUGCUCUAAUUUCUCCUUCAAGUCCUGUGAAGACUGUCUAAAAAAUGUUUCAUGCCUUUGGUGUAAUACAAACAACACGUGUAUGGACUAUCCUGUGAGAAGUAUUCUUCCAUCAUCUUCACUGUGUCCACUCUACAGUGCUCGAUGGGGUGUUUGCUGGAUGAACUUUGAGGCCUUCAUCAUUGCCAUAGCUGUAAUAGCAGGACUCAUCCUGCUGUCCAUUGCUGUCUGUUGCUGUUACUGCUGCUACUGCAGAAGGCGUUCUAGGGGUAUACCAGAUGAAGAGGAAGAAAGGCUUGCCAGAGAUCGAGAGGAGAGACGAAUGCAAUCUCUUCAGCGGAAACAUGAAAGAAAAAUGAAACAGGAUGAGAUACGCAAGAAAUAUGGUCUCCUUCAGGAUUCUGAUCAUCCUUACAGUAGAUUUGAGAAUGAAUGAAAACAGACACUGUUGAAUCUCCUCAUCGAAAGCUAAGAUUCCAGGAUAAAUGAGCACUUUUUUAUUUUGCUUUUCAGCGGUCUUCAGGCUGCUUUUUUUGCAAGUUUUCAGACAGUAAAAAUAAGUGCACAAAUAUCUACUAAAAUACGUAUAUUUUAAAUCUGGCAUAUUUACCUUUUUAGAGCUAAAUUUUUAUAAACACUUUUGGUUUUUGAAAUGUUUGCCAAUUGUGCUCUCAUUAAAUGUGAAAUGUCACCUUUCCUCUUCUAAUAAAUCUUUUCUUUGGAAUCUGAUUUAAAUAGCUUCCUAAUCAUGUAUUUGAACUAAUAUCUUAGCUCACAUUUCUCUUAAAAAAAAAAAAAAUUCCUCUGUUCCCAUUUUCCUAAAUAAAGAUUUUCUUUCUAAAUCUGUUGUAUGCAUAUAAGUGGUGGCAAGAGUAAAGGAAGUGCUUGACACUGCAGAAAUAUGGUAUUGAUGUUGACAAGAAAUAAUUACAGCAUACAAAUUCUUUAGUAUCAAAAUAGUAUGUAUAGUAUUUUAAAGAUGCAAAAUGUGAUUUUUUUUUUUAAUUUUUUUUUGGCGUAGCAUAAUCUGAUGUAAUAGAAAUGCUCGUAUAUUACCAGGCUGUGUCCUUGGUGUGGAGAAAAAAGUCUUGAGUUAGUAAAACGGGCACAGAAUCUUUUUGAAAUUCAUGCAAAAUCUGAAUAUACAUUUGUAUAUAAGCUUGAGAGGUAAUAUCAGGCUGUUUAAAACACUUUCUUCCAUGAACAGUUCUCUAAAUUAAAAAUACUGCAUAAUGCCAAGAUAGCAUCAGUUUAACAGUAUAAUGAUUUCCUAUUUUUUUACCUUUGAGUUUUUUGUGGGAAAUGUUCAUAAUGCAUUGAGUUCUGUCAUCUUCCUGGUUUGGUGAAUUUUUGUGGGUGUUUUUUCCCCCUUUUCUCACACAAAUGCCUUCAUUGAGCAUUUUAAAUAACUUGCUGACAUGAUGCAGCAUGAAGAGGUUCAUUCUUUUUUUCUCCUUCAUAUUUAAUGUGAAUUUCCAAUUCCAUAUAGUUGGAAUUUACUGUGUACGAUCUUCUGCUGAAUAAAUUUACAGUACUGAA
Messenger RNA from Chrysemys picta bellii (western painted turtle), 1734 nucleotides. Its product is annotated as pituitary tumor-transforming gene 1 protein-interacting protein-like. Gene Ontology annotation, cellular component: cytoplasm; nucleus. NCBI's taxonomy places the organism in Eukaryota, Metazoa, Chordata, Testudines, Emydidae. Gene Ontology annotation, biological process: protein import into nucleus. The record is from RefSeq and is a predicted model, not a curated record.